Hermetia illucens (black soldier fly) is the source of this 1077-nucleotide messenger RNA. Its product is annotated as kallikrein-4-like. The record is from RefSeq and is a predicted model, not a curated record. Bases 86 to 991 code for a protein of 301 amino acids. Lineage: Eukaryota; Metazoa; Arthropoda; Insecta; Diptera; Stratiomyidae. Gene Ontology annotation, molecular function: serine-type endopeptidase activity. The transcript is spliced from 6 exons. Gene Ontology annotation, biological process: proteolysis.
AAAUGUAAGAUACAAUUUUCUUAUAUUCAAAUUAUAUGUGUGCUUUAAAUUAUAUGUGAAUGUGGAAUAGUUUUCCAUAACAAUUAUGUGGAAAUCCCUGGAUUUAUUUGUGACUGGAUUUGAGUUUCUGUUGGUGUUUGUCGGCGUUUUUGGAGUGUUUUACGGUAAAGAAGAUGUAAUGCGUGACUUUACUUUCUAUGUGGCCAUAGUAGACGCAGAUUCCAACGAAAUAAGGUGCAGUGGAAUAUUAUACGACUUAAAACACGUGGUGACUAUAGGCCAUUGCUUUCGCACUGGAGUAAUAGGAAGGGCUGUUGUUCUUGCUGGUGACAGUUACAUUGGCAUUCGGUCUACAUCCGCUGGACAAAUUGCCGAUACUCGGCAAAUUAGAGACAUCGACUUGAUUCUUCAGAAUCCGCUUUACGAUUACAUGAUGCCAUUUCUUUACGACACUUGCGUUUUAAGACUCAAUGAGUCCUUUGUAGCAAACUGUGCUAUUCGUACUAUCCCUAUCUGGAAAGGGCAGAGGAUAGAUGGACUGGAGUGCAUAGUAGCUGGUUGGGGAAGAAGCCAAAAAGCGUCUUACGAGCUACAGUUGCAACGAAUUUCAAUGACUAUCCAAUCACAUGAUAACUGUAUGAAAUUAGCAAAGACAUUAGAAGAACAAGGGUCUCUGUUGUGCGCUAAGGAUAGUGCUUCUAAUGGAUCCUUAUGUUACGGAGACGUAGGUGCUGCACUGAUUUGUGAGGAAGAAGUGGCAGCGAUAAGCAUUUAUCUAGUUUUGUCAUGUGGUGAUAAUAAAACAGGUACAUUUUUUCAAGAAAUUGGCAGUUCGUCGGAAUGGUUUGAUGCAAUCGUCAAUUGGUCCGGCCGUGGAGCUAUGCCUAAACCAAAAUGGAAACAUUUCAAACAAAACGAAGCCAUUGUGAAAAUAAAACCAUUUUGGUUAGCACCGAUGGUUAUCCUCGUCUAUUUAAUUCCUUUAAGAUAAUGAUUUACAAUAUCAGAUACAUUUUCAUUCAAAAUAAUAUUAAUUUAAUAUUCAGAAAAUAAAGGUUGUCAAAGUAUCACUUCUAA